CGGGCAAGAAGAAACGUAGACAACGGGAAAAAGCUUCCUCCGAUCUGCUCUUAACUCAACCAGUCAACAUCAGCUCUUCCUUCCGAAACCCCUAAUUCAGAAUUUGAUCAGUUCGAUCUGCAAUUAUGUUUCUGAGGUUUAAAUUGAGAUUUGGAGCUGGUUACUGUUUCUAGGUCGUUCAGCUUCAUGCUUUAUGAGAUUUUGAUACUGAAUCUCACAACAACAUCAUGAAUUUUUUAGUUGGAGCUUUUAAACCACCAUGCAGUAUUUCAAUUUCGUUUGCCGAUGGAAGAAGUCGGAAGCAGGUUCCAUUGAAGAAGGAAAAUGGUAAAACAGUUAUGGUCCCUCUCUUCCAGAGUCAAGAAAACAUUGUUGGAGAGGUUGUUUUAGAACCAGUACAAGGGAAGAAGGUUGAGCAUAAUGGUGUUAAGAUUGAGCUUCUCGGUCAGAUAGAGUUGUAUUUUGAUAGAGGCAACUUCUAUGAUUUCACAUCACUCGUACGUGAACUUGAUGUCCCUGGUGAACUGUAUGAAAGAAAAGCAUAUCCCUUUGAAUUUUCCACUGUGGAGAUGCCAUAUGAAUCAUAUAAUGGGAUCAAUGUAAGGCUUAGGUAUAUUUUGAAAGUGACAAUCAGUAGAAACUACGUUGGCAACAUUGUGGAGCACCAAGACUUUGUGGUUCGCAACUAUUCUCCUCUUCCAUCAAUCAAUAAUAGUAUUAAGGUAAGUUCAACACUUGAAUCUUGAUGCUUUUGCCAACUAUGACAUACAUUGUUGACAUGAUGUUUCUACUCUGAAAACUGUCACAAUACUAUCUAAUAUUUAUUUGUUUUUAAUGUUGAAGUUAAUUUUCUAUGGAACUUACACAUAGUUUGUGUCAAUGUGGCUUGAAUUUGUCCUGACUCUCCAGCACAGUUUAGUCCCAUGUUUGGCUAUAUUGAGAAUGUUUCAUAGUCUUUUAUCUGGGUCUUUAUAUACCAUCUUUAUUCUUAUGGAGUGCAUGAUGAGCUAAGUGUUGAUGUUUUUCUGCCAGUAAUAGGAACUGUAAGCUGUGACUUUAACCGUUUCUAAGGCUGUACAUUAACCAAGCUUUUUGCUCAUAAAUGUUCCUUUCUGCUCAGCUUGAGUACUAGUUCAAGAUUGUUGAUUAAAUUUGAUAAACAAAUUUGAGCUUGAUUUUCAAGUGCAGCUGUGUGAGAUUUUCAAGGUCAUUCUCUAAAUGGGCCGAGCUUGAGCUUAGGGAUGCUUGUGCUUGUUAAAGUUUAUUUAACAGAACUUGUUUGCAGCAUAAUUAUAAGCCUACAGACUUGUUUGUGGGCUUGUUCACAUGUUUAUUUAUGAACUUGUUUGGAAGCAUGCUUAAUGGUGAUAAAGAAAAAAAAAAAUACUGUUUAAUUUACUUCAAGAGGUUCUUUAUGGCUUUUAGCGACAGCAAUAAAACUUUAACCUGGAGCUUAAUCCAGGCAGUGCCUGAGAAUGCUCAUUAAAGCAUCCUGAUUCCUUCAUUUGUGAUUUUAUUAUUGACAUGGUGUAGAUAUUCCACAAAUUUUUAUGAUAUGCCAUUUUUUAUGUUUGUACUGAUGCUUCUUUAGAUGGAAGUUGGAAUUGAGGAUUGCCUACACAUUGAAUUUGAAUACAGUAAAAGCAAGUAA
Messenger RNA from Rubroshorea leprosula, 1651 nucleotides. The record is from the annotation of a GenBank genome assembly. Lineage: Eukaryota; Viridiplantae; Streptophyta; Magnoliopsida; Malvales; Dipterocarpaceae.